Messenger RNA from Aspergillus calidoustus, 432 nucleotides. The record is from the annotation of a GenBank genome assembly. Lineage: Eukaryota; Fungi; Ascomycota; Eurotiomycetes; Eurotiales; Aspergillaceae.
AUGGGCUCCGUUGUUCUCCCCCAUUUGCGCACAGCAUGGCACGUUGAUCAAGCCAUCCUCUCAGAGGAGGAUAGACUAGUGGUCAUCAGAUUCGGUCGGGAUCAUGAUGUUGACUGCAUGCGCCAGGACGAAGUUCUAUUCAAGCUCGCUGAACGAGUGAAGAACUUUGCCGUAAUCUACCUCUGCGACAUCGACGAGGUACCCGAGUUCAACACCAUGUACGAACUCUUCGACCCAAUGACAAUCAUGUUUUUCUUUCGAAAUAAGCACAUCAUGUGUGAUUUCGGCACUGGUAACAACAACAAGUUGAACUGGGUGCUUGAGGAUAAGCAGGAGUUGAUUGAUAUCAUCGAGACGAUCUACAAGGGCGCGCGCAAAGGCCGCGGUCUUGUUGUGAGUCCAAAGGAUUACUCUACGAGGUACCGGUACUGA